Molecule: messenger RNA, 771 nt
Organism: Penicillium soppii
Lineage: Eukaryota; Fungi; Ascomycota; Eurotiomycetes; Eurotiales; Aspergillaceae
Exons: 2
Coding region: 1-771 (256 amino acids)
Source: RefSeq, a predicted model, not a curated record
AUGCUUGUCAACCAAAUUUUAUACAUAGCUUUGGUCACUGCUGCAACUGCUGCCCCAGUCAUUGACCAAAGCCUCAAUAGCACCCAGUGGACUCCAGACCAUGUGCUCCAACCCGGAGAAGUCAUUAUUUUUGGAAAUGGCCGUAUGGAGGUUGUUCAUGAGGACAUCUAUCAUGGCCUGCUAUCUUUGCAGGAGCUCCCCCUCCACGCAUCCGAAAUCGACAAUGCUUCUCCGGACUACCACCCUGCCAAACACAACACUUCUGGAAUUUAUCACCGUGAUUCAUGCGACUUGACUACUGCAUUAAUUACUGAUAAAACUCAAACCUUCGUUGACUGGGAUGUCCAAAUGUCUCCCGUUGUGAUCGGCACUGGAAAUGGCAUUGAUGUGUCUGUCAGCUCCGGAUACAGCGUGAGCAAUGGUAUAACCGUCAGUGCUGGUCUGGACUUGAGUCUCAUCAAGGAAAAGUUGGGUGCUUCUGCGGGUAUUGACUACUCCCGCACAUGGACCACACAGACUGUUGUGACUGUAAAGGCAACAGUUCCAAAUGGUUACUCUGGCGUUAUGAUAACGAAGCCCAUCAAGACGCGCAAAACUGGUCGGGUUUUGAAAGGCUGCCUCGGCUCACAAACACAAGCGGGUACAUUUUCUGCUGAUUCAUACGAAGAUGGGUCAUAUUCGGGAGUCAAAUGGGUCUCCGGUGCAAUCACUUUGUGCUCGAAGAAAGAGUUUCCUCUCUCUCGUUGUUCAGGGAGUGGAAACUUUAUUUGA